GUCAAAAAUCAUGAAAAUAUGUGACUACAAUCGGCCCUAGGCCGCAGAGCGCUCUGCGCUCAGAUGCGCUCUGGAGUACCUGGGGAUAAAUUUGGGCAUAAAAGUUUCGUUUAAAUAUAAAAACCAUGGCAACACCAGAUUCAGUGACAUGAACAACAAGAAAUACAUCUUGAACUAUUUUUAAAAGAAGUAUCUGCGUAUUGUCACUAUAUUGUGACAUCAUAUAUUACAUUGUGACAUCAUCAUUGGAGUACAACAAUGGCUGUAACUGCAGAAUCGAGAUUGGAAGUUCUUCAGAUUUAUAAAUUACUACAAUGUGUUCGGCAAGAAGACACAGUGCAAAUUUCUAAGCUUUGUACGCAAGGCAUACCCAUGUUGAUCAACUAUCAAGAACCCCAAGAAGGUGAAUGUGCUCUUCAUUUAGCUGCAAAAUCUAACAACGCAAAUAUGACAAAAUAUUUGCUGAGUUUGGGAGCAUUUGCCAAUGUUCAAGAUUUUAAAGGUCGCACGCCAUUAAUGAAAGCAGCUGAAUAUGGCCACGACAAAACGGUCACACUUCUUGCUAAAUCAGGAGCUGACAUGAGAAUGAGAGAUGUAGAAGGAAGAGAUGUCAUGUUCUACUGCAUUUGUGCGACGAAGCGCCAUAAAAAGUGUUUGGACAUUGUGCUUAGUCGUGCGGUAGAUUUGAACAAUGUCACAGAGAAUGGUGAUUCGGCACUUUCUUUGGCAUGUCAAGAGGCAACUGAAAACGCAGAACUUUGUUUACUCUUGUUAGAGAAAGGAGCAAAUCCGAAUGCAGUCAAUAAAGUAACUGGCCGAAGUACUCUCUCUAUAGCUUGUGCAUCAGAUUGCGUCCCAGUGAUAAAAGCUUUACUGAGCAAAGGAGCUGAUCCUAAUAUAAUUGAUAGAAAGAAACAUUCACCUCUCCAUUUUGCUGCAUCAAAAGGAUGUUUUGAAGCUGUAAAGAGUUUGAUGUCCUAUGGUGCAGAUUGCAAUCUACUUGAUAAUGACGGAAACAAUCCACUCCACAAUGCUGCUGAGGGAGGAUUCGGGAACAUAUGCAAAUAUUUAGCGCAAAGAGGAUGUAAUCCUAAACUAAAGAAUACAGAUGGUUUUACUCCUCGACUUCUUGCAAAAGAAAAAAGUCAUAAAGAUGCCGGGAAAGAAUUGAGGAAAGCUGAAAAAGUUUUCACAAAAUAUUCUAAACCAGGAAUGAAGAAUCCAAACGAUCCUGAAUUAGUUAUGUUAUAUGAUUGGGUUUAUGAACGACAAGAAAUAAUUAAAGAAGAAUUAAUGAAAGAGUUAAUUCCUCCAAAUCGUGGAGGCGAUGAACCAACUUCGAAAGGAAAUUUUGUGAGCAAAGAUAGUUUUGAUAAAGUGAUGGCAAAACUAGAAGCUCCAAUGCUGCAGGAUGAUGUUAAACGAAGAUUACUUGAAGUCCAUGAUAAAGAUCGCAGAGGAGUCUUAGAAAUUGAUGAAUUUAUUUCCGGCAAAAAAUACAUCAGUAAAACAUAUCUCAUGACAGCAUUUGAAGGCAAAAAGAAGAAAGGUAAAAAAGGCAAGAAAGGAAAGAAGGGAGGAAAGAGAGGAAAAAAAGCCAAGAUACCGAUGCCGAUAUGUGUAAAUGAUGAAGGUCCAAGGAGAGCUGAUGGUGGUCCACCUCUUGCGUAUGUAGAGAAACAAAUUCUAUGGACAGAUACUACUAGGUUCAACAGAGAUCACCCACCCAAGCAUCCAUUGGAGGAUGACAGUGCUUGGUACAUUCACCCACCGGAACGUCAGUUCAUGAAUAUAACAGAAGCGGCAAAGUUUGGAGAUAUGGAGUCUUUAAAAGCUGCUUUUAAGAGUGGAACACCAGUUGAUACUCGGGAUAAAUAUUUCAAGACACCACUCAUGGCUGCAGCUGCUGGUGGAAAUUUAGAAAUGACAAAGUAUUUGCUAAGUUUGGGAGCAAGCGUUGAAACAAGAGAUAAUUUCAAAUGGACGGCAUUGCAUCAUGCCUGUCAUUCAGGACAGAUAGAUAUAGUCAAGGAGUUAGCAUUUGCCGGUUCAGAUCUCAAUGCUGUGACGUGGAACGGUGCAACAUCACUAAUGCGUGCAAUCGAGGGAGGCAAACCAGAUGUCGUAAGAUUCUUAUUGGAUUGCGGAGUCAACGUUCUACAUGAAAACAGAAAAGAAAAAAGCGCUCUUGAUGUUGCAAGAGAUUGGGCAGACAAUGAGAUAUAUUGGAUGAUCAAAGAUGCCUACGAUGCUGCUCCUAAACCUAAGAAAGAUAAUAAGAAAGGAGGAAGCAAGAAAAAACCAACAGGACCAAGCACACCAAAACCACUGACUAUUCCACCGAUACCACAGGGUCACAUGACUGCACCUACAACACCGGUUGAUAGUUCAGCAAACCUGAGACCGGAAGAUGAAAAUAAUAAAGAGAACAAAAGACCUAAUGUUGUCCAGAUUGAGAUUCUAGAACCAGUUCCAGAAGAACCGUAUGAUGAACCUGUUCAGAAGAAAGGAACAAUCCUGGAUCUCGCAAGUGAACUGGCAUCAGGAACAGGAAGACAUGAUGGUACUUCAUUCACACCUAGAAAGGUUUGGAAUGAUCAACCCACAACAAAUGAUUUAUUGAGAGCAAAAGAAGAGAAGAGAGCUAGAUUCGGGUUCGAAGUUGAUUUCGAAACUUAUGAAAAACCAUUGGAGAAAAAUAUUUCAAGAGUAACAAAACCAGUUAAAGAACAAAACAAAUAACUUGGAGCAACUUGUGAAAUUUCAUCAGAUUCUCAGCUGACCCCAGACCUCAAGAUUCUGGGCUGACAAAAGUUGACUACAUUUGGCGAAAAUAUUAUUCAGAAACUUUAACAGGAAAAAUUGAUUCCAAGCCCUCGCAAUUUCAUAACUCCUACUUCAAGAUUGGACAGUUAGAAGUCUAGAAUCUUAAACUCCGGGUAGUCAGGGGUUAAAUUUCAGGCUUAAACUCUUUUCUCUGUUGAUUUCAAAAUGAGUCCCAGAUUCAGUAUGAGAAUCCAGCAUCAUCCAUAGAAUUAUCAAAAAGUGCCGACACAAGAUAGUAAAUAGGUGCUUCCUCCUACAGUCCUUCAUAUUUUCAUGCACCUAUUUAGGAAAUUAUAUAUAACUCAAAAGAUAUUUCAAUUUUCAUUAAUUACCGUUGGAAAUGAUGAAUGAAUUUUGAAUCACAAAGACUUGCUUGGCUAUUCAUGUAUAAAACAUUUUACCAAUUUAAUAUCUGAAUCCCAAGUCAAUACAAAUAUCAUGAAUCAGCUAGAUAGGUAUCCCCAUAAUGCCUGGUAAACGAACAAAAGGUCCGAAGUGUCAUCAAGCCGUUUGAUCAUAUUUUUUCCAACAUACUACAAAAGGUUACAAAUUGAUAUUUCCAAUGGAUGAUAUUUUACAUUUAAUAAAGUAUUAUGUUUACUAAUAACAGAGAUGAACAACUUUUCUUUGCUAGAAUUUUUGAAAAUCUAUAAUUUCUGUUCAAUUCUUUAAUAAUUGAAUGAAGUGCCUAUAUUAAUUAAUUAGUCAAUGAUUUACUUGUAAAUACUUUUGGAGAAUGUGUAAUCUUUUUCUAUGUUUUAUGAGGCCACUUGCAAGCCCUGCCACAAAUCUAGUUUGUAUGAGAUUUCUUUGUAAAUAUUAUAAUUUAGUUGAAAUUAUGAAAAUAUUAAUUUUAUUUUUGAUACUGAUUUAGUUAGAUCAAUAGAGAAAUAAAAUAUUUAUUAUUGAAACUGUA
Messenger RNA from Styela clava, 3742 nucleotides. Its product is annotated as ankyrin repeat and EF-hand domain-containing protein 1-like. Gene Ontology annotation, molecular function: protein binding. NCBI's taxonomy places the organism in Eukaryota, Metazoa, Chordata, Ascidiacea, Stolidobranchia, Styelidae. The record is from RefSeq and is a predicted model, not a curated record.